AUGCGUAUCGUCAAAUGGACCGGGUCUCGAAAACAGCGGCGCGGGAGCGGCGCGGGGGCGGGCAACGAGCGGUGCACUCCAGUCGAGCGACAUUUCGUUUGCGAAUGUCGACAACACAACCACGAACACAACACUACACCGCUACAGUGCCGCGCGAUCUGCCCGCUGGUUUCGAGAACAGGUAUGCGUUGCCCGCCCCUCUCCCGCGCCGCCGCCGCUGCCGCUCCGCUGCCCGCAAAAUUCGAGACCGAGGCCUUAGGCCUCUGCCUCGAAUUUUGCGGGCAGCGGGGCGGCGGCGGCGGCGGCGCGGGAGCGGCAGGAUCUUAUGCGUAUCGUCAAAUGGACCGGGUCUCGAAAACAGCGGCGCGGGAGCGGCGCGGGGGCGGGCAACGAGCGGUGCACUCCAGUCGAGCGCCGCAAUGUUCAAACCCGUUUGCAAAUCCAAAAAUACUCUCAAAAAUAUACAGGUGUCAAUUACAACAAGAAGACACUUGCUGCUGUUCUUGUAAUUCCGAUGCAAUGUUUGAAGUGAUGAAAAGUCUUUAUGAUUGUUAUAAAAAGAAAAAUUGUACUAAUUGUUGUUGCAUUCUCUGUGGCCACUUACCUUUAGGUGAACGAUUGAAACCAAGUGAAAUGCAGAAAUCAAUCGGUGUCGGAGAGGGAAAAAUACCUCAAGAAAAACUAGAUAAAGCUAGGGCCGAAGGGUUACUUACACCGCUUGAAGGAAAGACUCCAGAACAACAAGAAAGAAUACUAAAAGGUCUAGCUAAAAAUGGAAUUCCGUUACCUGAAGGAAAAACGGCGUCUGAAAAAAAACUUAUUGAUAAAAUCAGACAGGAAAUGGGAUUGCCACCCGAACCAAAAUCUGCUACAGAAAAGGAUAACCUUGCUAAGGCAUAUGCCGCUGGUAUAAUAACACCAUUAGAAGGAAAAACUCCUGAACAAAAAGAGAAAGCUCUCCGAAAAAUGGCCGAAGCAGGUGUACCUUUACCGGAAGGUCGAACACCUUCCGAAAAAGCUCUGAUAAGUAAAAUUAAAGCUUCCACUCCUGCAAUAAAAAUACCCUCGGAAAAGUUGCGCAAAGCCAAAGCUGAAGGUUUAAUAACACCCCUUGAAGGAAAAACUCCAGAACAAAAAGAAAAAAUACUAAAAGGAUUGGCUAAACAUGGCAUUCCUUUGCCUGAAGGCAAAACACCCUCAGAAAAGAAACUAAUCGAUAAAAUCAAAAAGGAUAUGGGGCUGCCACCUGAGCCCAAAACGUCAGCAGACAAAGCGAAUCUAGCUAAAGCUUAUGCAGCUGGAAUUAUAACGCCGCUUGAGGGGAAAUCUCCGGAACAGAAAGAGAAAGCACUGCGCAAAAUGGCGGCGGCGGGAGUGCCUUUGCCAGAAGGCCGAACACCAUCAGAAAAAGCUUUGAUAGAUAAAGUUAAAGCUACUACUCCUGUGCUAAAAAUACCAUCAGAAAAGUUGCGCAAAGCAAAGGCCGAAGGGUUAAUAACACCUCUUGAAGGAAAGACCCCAGAACAAAAAGAGAAAAUACUUAAAGGACUAGCUAAAAACGGUAUACCUUUACCUGAGGGAAAAACGCCCUCGGAAAAGAAACUUAUCGACAAAAUAAGACAGGAAAUGGGAUUACCACCGGAGCCCAAAACUUCCGAAGAAAAAAUGAAUCAAGCCAAAGGAUACGCUGCAGGCGUUAUCACUCCACUCGAAGGCAAAACUCCUGAACAGAAAGAGAAAGCACUUCGCAAAAUGGCUGAAGCGGGCGUGGCUUUGCCUGAAGGCCGCACGCCGUCAGAAAAAGCUUUGAUUAACAAAAUUAAAGCUGAGAUGCCAACUCCAAUCAAGAUACCUUCAGAAAAGAUGCGCAAAGCCAAAGCUGAAGGUUUGAUAACACCUCUUGAAGGUAAAACGCCAGAACAAAAAGAAAAAAUACUGAAAGGGCUUGCUAAAGCUGGUAUACCCCUACCUGAGGGAAAAACAGCGUCAGAGAAGAAAUUGAUCGAUAAGGUGAGACAGGAAAUGGGAUUACCACCUGAACCCAAAUCCGCAGAUGAGAAAGACAAAUUAGCGAAAGUUCCAUCGGAGAAAAUGCGAAAAGCAAAGGCUGAAGGACUCAUAACACCACUUGAAGGUAAAACUCCCGAACAAAAAGAGAAAAUACUUAGAGGACUAGCUAAAACUGGUAUUCCUCUACCUGAAGGAAAAACGCCGUCUGAAAAGAAACUUAUCGACAAAAUUAGACAGGAAAUGGGAUUACCACCGGAGCCCAAAACGUCAGCAGAGAAAAUGAAUCAAGCGAAAGGAUACGCUGCAGGCGUUAUCACUCCACUCGAAGGAAAAACUCCUGAACAGAAAGAGAAAGCACUUCGCAAAAUGGCUGAAGCGGGAGUGGCUUUGCCCGAAGGCCGAACGCCGUCUGAAAAAGCUUUGAUUAACAAAAUUAAAGCUGAAAUGCCCACUCCAAUCAAGAUACCUUCAGAAAAGAUGCGCAAAGCCAAAGCUGAAGGUUUGAUAACACCUCUUGAAGGAAAAACACCAGAACAAAAAGAAAAAAUACUGAAAGGGCUUGCUAAAGCUGGUAUACCCUUACCCGAGGGAAAAACAGCGUCGGAGAAGAAAUUGAUUGACAAAGUGAGACAGGAAAUGGGAUUACCACCUGAACCCAAAUCAGCAGAUGAGAAAGACAAAUUAGCGAAAGCUUACACUGCUGGAAUUAUAACACCACUAGAAGGGAAAACACCCGCCCAGAAAGAAAAAGCACUCAAAAAAAUGGCUGAAGCAGGCAUACCAUUGCCGGAAGGUAGGACACCUUCUGAAAAAGCUUUGAUUGACAAGAUUAAAGCUACAACGCCUCCAAGACCAUCCGCGAUAAAGGUGCCAUCCGAAAAGAUGCGAAAAGCAAAGGCUGAAGGACUCAUAACACCGCUUGAAGGUAAAACUCCCGAACAAAAAGAGAAAAUACUUAGAGGACUAGCUAAAACUGGUAUUCCUCUGCCUGAAGGAAAAACGCCGUCUGAAAAGAAGCUUAUCGACAAAAUUAGACAGGAAAUGGGAUUACCACCGGAGCCCAAAACGUCAGCAGAGAAAAUAAAUCAAGCGAAAGGAUACGCCGCAGGCGUUAUCACUCCACUCGAAGGGAAAACCCCUGAACAGAAAGAGAAAGCACUUCGCAAAAUGGCUGAAGCGGGAGUGGCUUUGCCCGAAGGCCGAACGCCGUCAGAAAAAGCUUUGAUUAACAAAAUUAAAGCUGAAAUGCCAACUCCAAUCAAGAUACCUUCAGAAAAGAUGCGCAAAGCCAAAGCUGAAGGUUUGAUAACACCUCUUGAAGGAAAAACGCCAGAACAAAAAGAAAAAAUACUGAAAGGGCUUGCUAAAGCUGGUAUACCCUUACCCGAGGGAAAAACAGCGUCGGAGAAGAAAUUGAUUGAUAAAGUGAGACAGGAAAUGGGAUUACCACCUGAACCCAAAUCCGCAGAUGAGAAAGACAAAUUAGCGAAAGCUUAUACAGCUGGAAUUAUAACACCACUCGAAGGGAAAACACCCGCCCAAAAAGAAAAAGCACUCAAAAAAAUGGCUGAAGCAGGCAUACCAUUGCCGGAAGGUAGGACACCUUCUGAAAAAGCUUUGAUUGACAAGAUUAAAGCUACAACGCCUCCAAGACCAUCCGCGAUGAAGGUACUUACUGUACCAUCAGAAAAGAUGAGAAAAGCAAAGGCUGAAGGACUAAUAACACCGCUUGAAGGUAAAACUCCCGAACAAAAAGAGAAAAUACUUAGAGGACUAGCCAAAACUGGUAUUCCCCUGCCAGAAGGAAAAACGCCGUCUGAAAAGAAACUUAUCGACAAAAUUAGACAAGAAAUGGGAUUACCACCGGAGCCCAAAACAUCAAUACCUUCAGAAAAGAUGCGCAAAGCCAAAGCUGAAGGUUUGAUAACACCUCUUGAAGGAAAAACACCAGAACAAAAAGAAAAAAUAUUGAAAGGGCUUGCUAAAGCUGGUAUACCCUUACCCGAGGGAAAAACAGCGUCGGAGAAGAAAUUGAUUGACAAAGUUAGGCAGGAAAUGGGAUUACCACCUGAACCCAAAUCCGCAGAUGAGAAAGACAAAAUAGCGAAAGCUUAUACAGCUGGAAUUAUAACACCACUCGAAGGGAAAACACCUGCCCAGAAAGAAAAAGCACUCAAAAAAAUGGCUGAAGCAGGCAUACCCUUACCAGAAGGUAGAACACCUUCGGAGAAAGCUUUGAUUGACAAGAUUAAAGCUACAACGCCUCCAAGACCAUCGGCGAUGAAGGGUUUGCAGAUAACGAACGUUGCUGCGUACGCCGACUUCAGAAUUAAGAUUCUUAGAGUCACCGCGCGUCUUCAUUGA
Pectinophora gossypiella (pink bollworm) is the source of this 4374-nucleotide messenger RNA. RefSeq lists its product as uncharacterized. The record is from RefSeq and is a predicted model, not a curated record. Bases 1 to 4374 code for a protein of 1457 amino acids. Lineage: Eukaryota; Metazoa; Arthropoda; Insecta; Lepidoptera; Gelechiidae. The transcript has 8 exons.